AUGGCGACUAACAACAAAUACAUUGCCGUGCCAAGCACGUAUGCAACAUCCCCGAACGCUCACAUUCGUAUCAGCAAUCAUCCCGGCACAGCUAAAGGCGUGACCCCGAUCCAAAUUGCGACGUUGAACCGACCUGACAAGCUGAAUGCUAUCACUAUCGACAUGAUCAACGACCUUACGAGGUUUGUUUCGACAAUCAAUGUUGAUGAUCGCGUUAAAGUUGUGAUCGUGACAGGCGCAGGAAAAGCAUUCUCGGCCGGCAUCGACUUGAGCAAUGAUACCAGCCAGUUCAACAAGGCGCCCGCAACAGAGGCACGAGAUCCGGGCGGUUGGCUGGCACUAGCCAUGUAUAACUGUCGCAAGACCAUAAUUGUGGCCUAUAAUGGCCUCUCCGUGGGGAUUGGCAUGACCUCGACGUUGGCGGCUGCGAUCCGAAUUGCUCCAGCGAAGGCCGAAUUCGGCUUUCCCUUUUCACGCAUCGGCCUCACAAUGGAGUCGUGUAGCUCCUUCUUUCUCCCAAGAAUGGUAGGACACAGUAAAGCAACAUAUCUGCUCGCGACCGGCAAGAGAUUCCCAGCUGAAUCGCAGCUUCUGGACGGCAUCUUCGCUGAACUCGUGCCAGAGCCGCAAGAUAUCAUGCCGAAAGCCAUCAGCAUCGCUGAGGAUCUUUUGGAGAACGUCAGCACUACGGCGACUCAUCUGAAUCGACAGCUAAUCUGGCGUGGCGAAGAUUCGGCCGAGAAGGCUCAUCUCGUAGAUAGCCCACUCUUGGUCGACCAGUUCGCGAGCAACGACCACCUUGAGUUCAAGAAGGCGUUCUUCGAGAAGCGCAAGCCGAUUUUCAAGGACACCAUCAAUGAAAACGCGCCCCGAACCUAUCCAUGGUGGACCGAGUGGUCGAUUUUGGGUCCGGCAAAAGCGCAGAAGUCUUCCAACCCGAGGCUUUGA
Molecule: messenger RNA, 948 nt
Organism: Cyphellophora europaea CBS 101466
Lineage: Eukaryota; Fungi; Ascomycota; Eurotiomycetes; Chaetothyriales; Cyphellophoraceae
Exons: 3
Coding region: 1-948 (315 amino acids)
Source: RefSeq, a predicted model, not a curated record